Molecule: messenger RNA, 554 nt
Organism: Staurois parvus
Lineage: Eukaryota; Metazoa; Chordata; Amphibia; Anura; Ranidae
Source: the annotation of a GenBank genome assembly
UGCGGAUUUGGCGCGUUUCCUUUUCCUGUCAGGUGUCUGCGGUGGUGCGUUCUCUCAUUAUGCCGAAGCGUUCUUACCCGUUCGACAGCUUUGCCCCGCCACAGAUGAAGACCCGCAUCGGGCAGAAGGAGCUUAGCCAGGGCGUGUGCGGGGAGAGCCUGAAGAGGGAGAUAUUCGAGAGAACAAAGAAGCUCUUGUUCAGUGGCGCAAAAUCAAUUAUGGGGAACCAGUCCAACCAAAAUAAGAAUAAUGUAGAAAUGGAUAAUACUCCACCUGAGCUACUGACCGGGCAAACUACAAUUGGACAAGACGGAAGGCUGCACAGAGCCUCUCAUACAUCAGUGCCCGCUGGCUCAUCAAAGGCUUGUUCGUCCUGUGUACGAUCAGUUGGAGACAAAGAGGCCUGCAAACAGUGUGAACAGUACAUUUGCAGAAGUUGCAGUAAAUCUUGCAGUUGUUGUUCAGCAGUACUUUGCUCCUUCUGCACAGUUCUUGUUGAUGGUGACCUCGGUGAGCAAGUUUUCUGCACGACCUGUUCUGCGUAUGAAGUGUAA